This is a messenger RNA of Parnassius mnemosyne (clouded apollo), 453 nucleotides long. Lineage: Eukaryota; Metazoa; Arthropoda; Insecta; Lepidoptera; Papilionidae. The record is from the annotation of a GenBank genome assembly.
AUGAGUAAAGCCGAUGUAGUAAAUGAAAUUCAUAGAAAUGCUAGGGUGAAUUUCCCGCGUAGACAUGUUAUUACGAAAGAUAUAGAUGAUUUAUGGCAAGCAGAAUUAAUUGAUAUGCAAUCAGUUUCUAAGGAAAACAAAAACUUCAGAUUUAUUCUUACCGUUAUUGAUACAUUUUCGAAAUACGCUUGGGCUUUUCCAAUUAAGACUAAAAGCAAUACUCUUAAUAAUGUUACUUACGAAUACAAUCACACUUAUCAUCGAACUAUUGGUGAAAUUCCAACCAAUGUUAAAAAUAAAAGUAAAAAACGAAUACUACAGACAUACCUUAGAUCGGUAAAGAAUCAUAAUGUAAAACGUAAGUUUAAAUUAGGUGAUUAUGUGCGUAUAAGCAAAUACAAAGGUUUAUCUUCUAGUGAAAACAGUUGGAUCGAUAAGUCAAAUAUAUUAUAA